AUGUCGGGACAACCACAGGGUGGUCAAUACGACGAUGGCUACGGCCAAACCAACGACGGAUAUUACCACGAUGACCAACAAGGUUAUUAUGAUCAAGGAAACAACGGCGGCUAUCAAGACCAGCAACACGGCGAUGCCUAUUAUGACGAGUCAGCCUACUACGAUAACAAUAACAACAAUGGGCAGUACCAGCAAGAUGGCUACUACGACAAUAACAACCAGGGCUACCAGGAUGAGUACUAUAACGAUCAAUACUAUGAUCAAGGUGGCCGAGGCCAACAGCAAUACUCCCAAGGCGGCUAUGCUGCAAAACCCAAGCGAAGGGGUCAUGAUUCGGAGGAAGACUCUGAGACGUUCAGUGACUUCACUAUGCGUUCUGACAUGGCUCGCGCUGCGGACAUGGAUUACUACGGAGGGCGCGGUGAUGAGCGCUAUAAUAGUUACGGUGAAGGACAAGGCCGUGGGUAUCGCCCACCAUCUUCUCAAAUCUCCUACGGUGGCAACCGCUCCUCCGGUGCAUCUACACCAAUCUAUGGCAUGGAGUAUGGUAAUGCCCUGCCAGCUGGUCAACGAUCACGCGAGCCUUAUCCGGCCUGGACGUCUGAUGCACAAAUUCCAUUGACGAAAGAGGAGCUUGAAGACAUCUUCAUGGACUUGACCGCAAAGUUUGGUUUCCAGCGUGACAGCAUGCGUAACAUGUACGAUCAUCUCAUGACCCUUCUGGACUCCCGCGCCUCUCGCAUGACCCCAAACCAAGCCCUUCUCUCACUUCAUGCCGACUACAUUGGAGGUGAAAAUGCCAAUUACCGACGAUGGUAUUUUGCAGCCCACCUGGAUUUGGACGAUGCCGUGGGUUUUGCCAACAUGAAACUCGGAAAGGCAGACAGAAAAACACGCAAGGCCCGUGCAAAAGCCAAGAAGGCGGCGCAGAAUGGCGAAGCCAAUGAAGAGCAAAUUCUGGAAGCAUUCGAAGGCGACAAUAGUCUUGAAGCAGCCGAGUACCGCUGGAAGAGCCGUAUGAACCGCAUGUCACAACAUGAUCGUGCUCGGCAAAUUGCUCUUUAUCUUCUCUGCUGGGGUGAAGCAAAUCAGGUUCGGUUUAUGCCAGAAUGCCUCUGCUUCAUUUUCAAGUGCGCCGACGAUUAUCUCCAAUCACCAGCUUGUCAAAACAGGACACAGCCAGUGGAGGAGUUUGAGUACUUGAACAACGUCAUCACACCUCUUUAUCAAUACUGUCGAGACCAAGGCUAUGAGAUUGCUGACGGCAAAUAUGUUCGUCGAGAGCGCGACCACUCUCACAUUAUUGGUUACGAUGACUGCAACCAGUUGUUCUGGUACCCAGAAGGCAUUGAGCGCAUCGUGUUGGAAGAUAAAUCGCGGAUCGUCGAUCUGAAGCCUGAAGAGCGAUAUGAGAAACUAAAAGAUAUCAACUGGAAAAAGGCAUUUUUCAAGACAUACAAAGAGAACCGGUCCUGGUUUCACAUGUUGGUGAAUUUCAACCGUAUCUGGGUGAUUCACGUCACUGCCUUCUGGUUCUAUACGGCCUUCAAUUCUCCCACUCUCUACACGAAAAAUUACGAACAGCAGAAGAACAACCCACCGAAAGCAGCGGCGCAAUGGUCUGCAGUCGGUCUCGGCGGUGGCAUUGCUUCUCUCAUCAUGAUCCUCGCGACUGUCACCGAAUGGGCUUAUGUACCCCGCAGAUGGGCUGGGGCACAACACUUGACAAAGCGACUAUUCUUCCUGAUUGGCAUCUUCGCUCUGAACAUCGCUCCAAGCGUGUACAUUCUUUUCAUGGAUAAGCAAGACGGCAAAAUACCAUUGAUCCUAGGGGUGGUCCAGUUCCUGAUUGCUCUGGCGUCGUUCCUUUUCUUCUCGGUCAUGCCCUUGGGCGGUCUAUUCGGUAGUUACCUGACCAGGAAUUCUCGCCAGUAUGUUGCCAGCCAAACUUUCACCGCAAGCUACCCUCGACUCCGCGGAAACGACAUGUGGAUGUCUUAUGGACUCUGGGUCUCUGUCUUCGCCGCCAAGAUGGCCGAAUCUUACUUCUUUCUGACUUUGUCGAUUCGUGACCCCAUCAGAAUUCUCUCAAUUAUGAAGAUUCGCAACUGUGUCGGUGACAAGAUUAUCGGCACCAUCCUCUGCCGGUACCAGCCGCAAAUCCUGCUUGGUCUGAUGAUCUUCACGGACUUGAUUUUGUUCUUCUUGGACACGUACCUUUGGUACAUCAUACUGAACAUGCUGUUCUCGGUUGCUCGAUCUUUUUACCUGGGUGUCUCGAUCUGGACUCCCUGGAGGAACGUCUUCUCGAGACUCCCAAAACGCAUUUACUCGAAGAUUCUUGCUACUACUGAUAUGGAGAUCAAGUACAAGCCCAAAGUCCUCAUAUCGCAGGUCUGGAAUGCCAUCGUGAUUUCAAUGUAUCGAGAGCACUUGCUUGCCAUUGAUCACGUUCAGAAAUUGCUCUACCAUCAAGUCCCAUCGGAACAAGAGGGCAAGAGGACACUUCGCGCUCCUACCUUUUUCGUCUCUCAAGAAGAUCAUUCCUUCAAGACUGAGUUCUUCCCGGCACAGAGCGAGGCGGAACGACGAAUCUCCUUUUUCGCACAAUCACUCUCAACACCAAUACCCGAGCCUCUGCCGGUCGACAAUAUGCCAACUUUCACCGUCAUGAUUCCUCACUACGGUGAGAAGAUUCUGUUCUCCCUCAGAGAAAUCAUUCGAGAGGACGAGCCAUACUCGAGAGUCACUAUGCUUGAGUACCUCAAGCAACUCCAUCCUCACGAGUGGGACUGUUUUGUCAAGGACACCAAAAUCCUGGCAGAUGAGACGUCACAAUUCAAUGGGGAUUACGAGAAGAGCGAAAAAGACACGCAAAAGAGCAAGAUUGACGAUCUACCUUUCUACUGUAUUGGCUUCAAAUCUGCCGCUCCAGAGUACACUCUUCGCACCCGCAUUUGGGCGUCGCUUCGUGCACAGACUCUUUACCGCACUAUCUCUGGCUUCAUGAACUAUAGUCGCGCCAUAAAACUUCUAUACCGUGUCGAAAACCCCGAGGUUGUCCAAAUGUUCGGGGGAAAUUCCGAUAAACUCGAACGCGAAUUAGAACGAAUGGCUCGUCGCAAGUACAAAAUUGUCGUCUCUAUGCAGCGUUACGCAAAGUUCAACAAGGAGGAACGUGAAAACACAGAAUUUCUACUCCGCGCGUAUCCUGACCUCCAGAUUGCUUAUCUUGAUGAAGAACCGCCUGUCAACGAAGGCGAGGAACCUCGCCUAUACUCCGCUCUGAUAGACGGCCACUCCGAGAUCAUGGAGAAUGGUAUGCGCCGUCCCAAAUUUCGAGUCAUGCUUUCCGGUAACCCUAUCUUGGGUGACGGAAAGUCUGACAACCAGAACCACUGCAUUAUAUUCUACCGUGGCGAAUACAUUCAACUCAUCGAUGCUAAUCAAGACAAUUACUUGGAGGAGUGUCUCAAGAUUCGCAGCGUUCUGGCCGAAUUCGAGGAAAUGACGAACGACAAUGUCUCACCGUACACACCCGGUCUACCUUCGAACAACUUCAAUCCUGUUGCCAUUCUGGGUGCUCGCGAGUACAUUUUCUCUGAGAACAUUGGUAUCCUUGGUGAUGUUGCUGCUGGUAAGGAACAGACAUUUGGUACUAUGUUCGCGCGUACCCUGGCUCAAAUCGGUGGUAAACUCCAUUAUGGUCAUCCUGACUUCCUCAAUGGUAUCUUCAUGACUACUCGAGGUGGAGUUUCCAAGGCACAGAAGGGGCUGCAUCUCAAUGAAGACAUCUACGCUGGAAUGAACGCACUUCUACGCGGUGGUCGGAUAAAGCACUGCGAAUACUAUCAGUGUGGUAAAGGCCGUGAUCUUGGAUUUGGUUCCAUUCUCAACUUCACUACAAAGAUUGGCACUGGCAUGGGAGAGCAAAUGUUGUCGCGAGAAUACUAUUAUCUCGGCACACAGUUACCUCUGGAUCGAUUCUUGUCCUUCUACUACGCUCAUCCUGGUUUCCACAUCAACAACUUGUUCAUUAUUCUGUCGGUUCAGAUGUUUAUGUUCUGUCUGGUCAACCUGGGGGCACUCCGACACGAGACCAUCACCUGCAGUUACAACAAGGACCUGCCAAUUACCGAUCCAGAAUAUCCCACAGGUUGUGCAAACCUUGUUCCAAUUCUCAACUGGAUCCAGAUUUGCAUCAUCUCCAUCUUCAUUGUCUUCUUCAUCUCCUUCGUACCGCUCGUUGUUCAAGAGUUGACCGAACGAGGUGUCUGGCGCGCGGCGACUCGUCUUGCCAAGCACUUCUCAUCCUUGUCGCCACUCUUUGAGGUGUUCGUGUGUCAGAUCUACGCCAACGCUUUGCAUCAAGAUUUGUCCUUCGGAGGUGCCCGGUAUAUCGGAACAGGUCGUGGCUUUGCCACUGCUAGAAUCCCAUUUGGAAUCCUGUAUUCCCGAUUCGCCGGUCCAUCUAUCUACAUGGGUGCACGAUCGCUUAUGAUGUUGCUCUUCGGUACUGUCACCGUCUGGGUGCCGUGGUUGUUGUGGUUCUGGGUGACUUGUAUCGCUCUCACUAUCUCGCCGUUUUUGUUCAAUCCUCACCAGUUCGCAUGGGGCGAUUUCUUCAUCGACUACCGCGAAUACCUCCGAUGGCUUUCCCGCGGCAACACGCGUUCGCACGCUGCUUCGUGGAUUGGUUUCUGUAGGUUGUCCCGUACACGUAUCACUGGUUACAAACGUAAAGUUCUCGGUGACCCUAGCUCUAAACUUUCCGGCGACGUACCCAGGGCACACAUAACCAACAUCCUCUUCAGUGAAAUCAUUGGGCCCCUCGUUCUGGUGGCAGUCACAUUAAUUCCCUAUGUCUUCAUCAACUCCCAGGUGGGUGUGAUCGACGAGAAUGAGGGGAAUGGUAAAAAGAAGAUCGAGCAGACCAAUGCACUCGUACGACUUGGUCUUGUCGCUUUUGGUCCAGUCGCCGUCAAUGCUGGAGUUCUUGCAGGUCUCUUUGGUAUGGCUUGCUGCAUGGGCCCCAUUCUUACAAUGUGCUGCAAGAAGUUCCCUGCUGUUCUCGCUGGAAUCGGCCACGGUGUAGCUGUUUUCGGUCUUCUCGCCUUCUUCGAAGUUAUGUUCUUCCUUGAGAGCUUUAACUUUGCCCGUACCCUUCUGGGUAUGAUUGCUGUUACUGCCAUCCAGCGGUGGUUCUACAAGCUUAUCAUUUCGCUUGCUCUGACCCGAGAAUUCAAGGCCGAUAGCGCUAAUAUUGCGUUCUGGUCUGGCAAAUGGUACGCCAUGGGUUGGCACACCAUCUCCCAGCCUGGUCGCGAAUUCCUUUGCAAGAUCACCGAACUGGGAAUGUUUGCAGCGGACUUUGUCCUCGGUCACGUUCUACUGUUCAUGUUGACGCCUGCACUCCUGCUGCCGUACAUCGACAAGCUUCAUUCCAUAAUGCUCUUCUGGCUCAGACCAAGCCGUCAAAUUCGCCCACCAAUUUACUCGCUGAAACAGACCAAAUUGCGUAAGAGACGUAUCGUUCGAUACGCCAUCCUGUAUUUCGUCAUGUUCUUCUUGCUCAUUGCACUGGUCGUGGGCCCUGCAGUUAUUGGAAAACUCGAACUAUUCGAUCCGGCAACCCUGGACCUUCCUCUCCAACUUGUACAACCUGUUAACCUCAACAAUAACGACACUCUGGGAACCUCACAGACUGGUACUGCUAUUGCCGGUGGCGCGGAUCCCACUGGCAGUGACUCAAGACUACGGAUGGUUCGGCUAGCAUUUUAG
This is a messenger RNA of Pseudovirgaria hyperparasitica, 5781 nucleotides long. RefSeq names its product 1,3-beta-glucan synthase. Bases 1 to 5781 code for a protein of 1926 amino acids. Gene Ontology annotation, molecular function: 1,3-beta-D-glucan synthase activity. NCBI's taxonomy places the organism in Eukaryota, Fungi, Ascomycota, Dothideomycetes, Acrospermales, Acrospermaceae. Gene Ontology annotation, cellular component: plasma membrane; 1,3-beta-D-glucan synthase complex. The record is from RefSeq and is a predicted model, not a curated record. Gene Ontology annotation, biological process: (1->3)-beta-D-glucan biosynthetic process; fungal-type cell wall polysaccharide biosynthetic process. The transcript is spliced from 3 exons.